This is a messenger RNA of Scylla paramamosain (green mud crab), 777 nucleotides long. RefSeq names its product zinc metalloproteinase nas-4-like. The record is from RefSeq and is a predicted model, not a curated record. NCBI's taxonomy places the organism in Eukaryota, Metazoa, Arthropoda, Malacostraca, Decapoda, Portunidae. The transcript is spliced from 6 exons. Gene Ontology annotation, molecular function: zinc ion binding; metalloendopeptidase activity. Gene Ontology annotation, biological process: proteolysis. The coding region runs from base 1 to 777 and encodes 258 amino acids.
AUGAAGAGAGCGUUCGGAUGUGCCUGCCUAUUGCCCCUUGUCUGCCUCGCCACAGCUGUUCCCUUCGACCCGAGAUUCCCUCGGACGGGCAAGGAGUGGACGCCGGAGUCUCUUAUCAACCCUGAGGAGCUUGGAGAGUACUUCGAGGGGGACAUCCUACUACCUCUCCCUACCAUGGGCAAAAAUGGGCUUAUUGACGAGAAUUACCGCUGGCCAGAGGGAAAAGUGGCAUAUCAUUUCCACUCUGACUACACUGAGGACAACAAGAAGAGGGUGAGGGAGGCCAUGCGGAAGAUCGAGGAGCACACAGGGAAGUGCAUCACCUUUCACGAACGCACGCACGAACAAAACUUCAUCAUAUUCACCCAUGAUAACUUCGCGGGCUGCUUCAGUAUGGUGGGGAUGCAGGGGUGUCAGCAGCAAAUUAACUACCCUGACUGGUGCAUUGAAUACCUCGGCACUAUGAUGCACGAGAUGCUUCACGCCCUGGGCUUUUACCACGAGCAGUCCCGCUACGACCGUGACGACUACGUGACCAUUGUGUGGGAGAACAUUGCUAGCGGAAUGGGACACAAUUUCAAGAAGUACUCAAGCGAAGUAGUCACAGGGUUUGGCGAGGACUACGACUACAGCUCCGUGAUGCACUACGGUCCCUACGCCUUCACCACCAACGGCAUGAAGACCAUCGUGACCAAGGACCCCAACGCCCAGAUAGGACAGCGCGAGGACCUCAGUGAAGUGGACGUCAAGAAGCUGAUGAAGAUGUACAACUGCUGA